Molecule: messenger RNA, 1216 nt
Organism: Ectocarpus siliculosus
Lineage: Eukaryota; Phaeophyceae; Ectocarpales; Ectocarpaceae
Source: the annotation of a GenBank genome assembly
AUGGCGGGGGCGCGGGGACCCAUGCCGCCUCAGCAGUUCCCACAGCCCAUGUAUCGGGCGGCGAUGGGGCAGCCUCCGCAGAUGUUCAUGCAACCGCCUCGCAUGCCGAUGGCUCCGGGGCAGAUCCAAGGCUUUCCGCCGCAGGGGAUUCAGGUCGUGGGCCAGCCGGGGGGGGCGGUGCCCCCCCCGGGUUCUCCCUUCUAUCACGGCCAGAUGCAGACGCCUCCUCAGCCGCAGAGACCGGGAAACGCGGGCGGAAUGGGCGGCAUGCGGCCCGGGGCCGGGGGAAUGGGACCGGGCGGGGGAGGUCCGCACGAGCACGGGGGGGAUGGACACGGCGACGACUCGGGAGGCGGCCACUCACGAAGAGGGCGCGGAGGCGGCAGGGGGGGCAGGGGGGGCUUGUCGAGACAAAACAGCGCCAACAGAAAACACAGGGGCGGAAGCGGCGGGUCUUGAAAAGGCAGCAGCCGCGCGCCCGUUAUUUCCGCCGCGCCUCUUUUUUCGUCUCGACAAAGUCUCUCUCUUGACGUGCCUCCCUUCGGUACGCGGGCCCGGUGAAGUCCGGUGAUGGAGGCUACGCAGAAGCAAUACUUUUUAUUUACCCCGGGAAGAUGGAUACCACUUUCUGGGUGUGAGGUUCAGUUGGAGGGGGGGGGGGGGGAUGGAGUUAUUCAGUGGUAAUGUGUUCCGAAGCAUCUUGAAUUGCCGUGUAUGAUGUACGAGAUGAAAGUGACACCUUUCUUGGGGAGAGUCUGCGUGUUUCUUGGUGAAGGUGGUGAUUGUAGGGCAGGGGGUGGAGCGCCGUUUUGCGGCUGGUGAAUGAACCAUGUACUGGUUGGUGUCCACGGCCUGGGAGAUGGGAUUGCGUCCGUGGAGAAAUGAAAGCUUUCGAUCAAUUCUGUCUUGGUGGGUAACUGGACCGCUUGAGAGAGAAGUCCUUGGUGACGACAGAUCGGAAUAAUGCUUUGUCUUUGCUCCCGACGAGAGGCUGCAUGAUGCCGUGCGCCUGCCUGCUUAUGAAUUCCCAACGUAUUCCUCCGUGGUGGUGGUUUGUCGUUUGUCCCGGUGUGAUUUUUUUUUUUUUCCCGGUUCUUGAAGGAAAAAGUUGGCGCCUAACCGGCCUUCCCUUGAGGCGGUAGAGGCGGAGAAUGGGGGCAGGCAAGUGAGAUACCCUUCUGUUAAUUGCCCGCGGAAAGAAUGAUUUCCACACAUU